This is a messenger RNA of Doryrhamphus excisus (bluestripe pipefish), 2145 nucleotides long. It is a transcript of the gene sirt2, whose product is annotated as sirtuin 2 (silent mating type information regulation 2, homolog) 2 (S. cerevisiae). Gene Ontology annotation, cellular component: nucleus. Gene Ontology annotation, molecular function: transcription factor binding; NAD+ binding; histone deacetylase activity, NAD-dependent. The record is from RefSeq and is a predicted model, not a curated record. Lineage: Eukaryota; Metazoa; Chordata; Actinopteri; Syngnathiformes; Syngnathidae.
GUGUUCCCCCCCUUUGGUGACUAGUGGAGAUAAUCCUGCACCUUCCGCAUUCAAAUGUCUGCCCACAAACUGCCCCUUACUCCAACUAAUUGGAUGUUUUUAUUUAAAAAAAAAAAAACAUCCCCGUUGGGGUCAAAACAUUUCAUGGGUAGGAACCAAUAACGUCUUGGCGCUAAGAGACACCCGGAUUGUAUUUUUGGGCGGACAAUAACAUAGGCCAACUGUCUCGAGACUAUUAUACGUAGAUAGCUGUCAUAAUUGUUAAAAAAAAACGGUGGGUUUAAGCAGGUUGUCGUUCGGGCCACUUUGACAAGAAAGAGUCCAAAGGUGAAUAAAUGUCUGAAUCUUCAGAACUGCCUACUACAAAGGAAGAGGAGGAAACUACAUCUGAACCAGAGGAGCAAUCCGACGAUAGUAGUGAGGAGGAAGCAGCUGGAAACUCAGAGAUGGACUUCCUGCGGAACCUGUUUUCUCGCACUCUGGGCCUCGGCUCAACUGAGAAGGUUUUGGAUGAUUUGACCCUGGAGGGAGUGGCACAAUACAUUCUAAGUGGCAAAUGUAAAAAUAUCAUCUGCAUGGCUGGAGCAGGCAUAUCUACAUCGGCUGGGAUUCCUGAUUUUCGCUCACCUGGUACUGGCCUGUAUGCAAACCUGCAGAAAUAUAACCUUCCCUAUCCAGAGGCCAUCUUCCAGAUUGAUUAUUUCAAGAAACAUCCAGAGCCCUUCUUUGCCUUGGCCAGGGAGCUUUAUCCAGGACAGUUUAAGCCGACCGUCUGUCACUACUUCAUGAAGCUGCUGAAAGACAAGGGUCUCCUGAAACGCUGCUACACACAGAAUAUUGACACCCUGGAGCGUGUGGCCGGGCUUGAGAGCGGUGAUCUAAUUGAAGCUCAUGGAACCUUUUACACAUCCCACUGCGUCAAGUUCACUUGCCGCAAAGAGUACAACCUGGACUGGAUGAAAGAAAAAAUAUUUUCCGAUGACAUUCCCAAAUGCGAGAAAUGCAGCAGUCUGGUCAAACCAGAUAUUGUCUUCUUUGGAGAGAGCCUACCUGUACGGUUCUUCACCUCGAUGAAGAUGGACUUCCCCCGUUGUGAUCUUCUCAUCGUCAUGGGCACGUCUCUGCAGGUCCAGCCUUUUGCAAGUCUGGUCAGCAGGGUUUCAAAAAGCUGCCCCAGGCUGCUCAUCAACAUGGAAAAGACAGGCCGGUCUGACCCUAUGUUAGGUCUGCUGGGUUUUGGAGGAGGAAUGGACUUUGACUCAGACAAGGCUUACAGAGAUGUUGCUCAUAUCAGCACAUGUGAUGACGGCUGUAUGGCACUAGCUGAGCUGCUGGGAUGGAAGGCUGAGCUGGAAGAAUUAGUGAAACGUGAGCAUGCCAGAAUCGAAAAGCAGGACAAGGAAGCAAAGUCGAGUGAGAGCCAAGGAGCAAGUUCCUCUUCAGGGACACCAGGGUCCACAUAAGAAGUGUGAUCAUUUGGAAGUUGGUGGUGGUUGAAGGAGAUAAAUAUAUCUAUAUUUAUUGUUUACAAAUGAAGCUUUGUGUUCAGACUGCAUGUAUUACAACUAAAACACACUCACAGAAUUCCUCUGGCAUGCCAUUGAUUUUUUUCUUUUAGCACUUCAAUAACAAAACUUAUGUCUGAUUUUCAUUGUUUGGUACCUUGUAUGUGUUCCUCUAUGGUCUACAUAGAAGGUUUUUACUGCAAUGGAUUUUAGUGUGUGGAUAGUCGGUUUACUAAACAAAUUGGGAGCAGAUUCACUGAUGCCUCAUCAUACUGGCUAAUCAUGCUGUUCUCUUGUAUCUAACAUUAUUUCUCUUGUUAGUCUUAAUAACAAUGGAUGUCUUUGUCAGUAAAGUGGAGUGUGGGCCAUCAGUAAGGAGUGAGUGAUGUGGCAGUUUUAAAAUGCCUAAUUUUGUUCUUUGCUUCGACAGCUAGGCAUUGAUGAGAUGAAGUUUUGCUUCUAAUAUUGAGCAACACACUGUGUGUGUGUGUGUGUGUGUUGAGAAAAAUAAUGGCGUGGCAUCCAUUAACAGGCUCACUGUAAACUGUGUGCAACAUCUCUUAUGUGGGCAAAUUCAAUAUUAACAUAUGCACAAAAAUAAUGGAAACUAAUGCAAUAAAUUUUACCUUUGUAAAACUCA